Cheilinus undulatus (humphead wrasse) is the source of this 3114-nucleotide messenger RNA. Its product is annotated as B-cadherin-like. The transcript is spliced from 15 exons. NCBI's taxonomy places the organism in Eukaryota, Metazoa, Chordata, Actinopteri, Labriformes, Labridae. The coding region runs from base 1 to 2436 and encodes 811 amino acids. Gene Ontology annotation, molecular function: cadherin binding; calcium ion binding. Gene Ontology annotation, cellular component: plasma membrane; adherens junction; cytoplasm. Gene Ontology annotation, biological process: homophilic cell-cell adhesion; multicellular organism development; adherens junction organization. The record is from RefSeq and is a predicted model, not a curated record.
AUGGAGAUUAGCAGCAGGACUGUGAGGGUGGUAUUUUUCAUGUGCCAAGUAAAGUUUUUGGCUCUUCUAGCAGCAGCAGGAUCUUUACCAUGCUGCACCAGAAUCUCCUUCUCUCAUAAUGAAAGCAGAUACCCAGAGAACACAGCUGACCCUGGCCUUGAGGAUCUCCCAACUAUUGAGUUUCAGCAGAGGUCUGUCAGUCUGAAGAGAAUAAAGAGGGAGUGGGUCAUCCCAGUGAUUAACUUUCCAGAAAAUGAGAGGGGUCCAUAUCCCAAAUACAUGGUGAAGAUCAAGUCAAGCAAUGAGGAAAGAGUGGAGAUAACGUACAAGAUUAGUGGACCAGGUGCUGAUCAACCUCCUGAGGGGUUUUUUGUUGUCGAUAGGAGAUCUGGGGUGCUGUAUGUGACUCAGCCACUGGACAGGGAGAAGACAGCCAAAUACAGCCUGUUGGCUCAUGCACUGAGUGCAGGCGUUAAAGCCGAGGAGCCCAUGGAGCUCAUAAUCAACAUCAUUGACCAGAAUGACAACCCUCCAAAAUUCACACAGAACCCUUUCUAUGGUCGAGUGAGUGAGAGUGCUGAGAUAGAUGACAUCGUCACAAAAGUAACAGCAGAAGAUAAAGAUGACCCACAGACAAGCAAUGCUGUGAUCUGGUACAGGAUAAAGGAUCAGGUGCCUCAAAUGCCUGAAAAGGAAAUGUUUGCAAUAAACCCAGUGAGUGGAAUGAUCAGUGUAAAGGCAGAUGGGCUGGACAGAGAGACUCACCCGCAGUAUAAGCUGAUCAUUGUGGCUGCUGACAUGGAGGGUGAGGGGUUAGCAUCUACCAGCACUGUUCUCAUCAGCGUUAUAGACAGCAAUGAUAAUGCUCCAGAGUUCACCGACACGUCUAUAUCCACAUCAGUCCUUGAGAAUGAGGCUGGAGCUGAGGUAAUACGGCUGAUGGUCACAGACAAGGAUGAGUUAGGGUUUCCAAAUGCCAACACCAAAUACUUAAUAAUCAGAGGAAACGAGGGGGGAGAAUUCAACAUCAGCACAGGCUCCAAUAAAAUGGAGGGAGUCCUUCGAACAGCCAAGGAGCUGGAUUUCGAGAGUACUCCUGUCUUUACUCUGCUGGUGGUUGUGACAAACGAGGCACCAUUUUCUGUGCCGGUGUCAACCUCCACGGCCACAGUCACAGUAGCAGUCGUGGACAGGAACGAGCCUCCUGUUUUCAGCCCAGCAGAGAUGCAUGUGAGCAUCUCAGAGGAUGCAGUGAUAGGAAGUUUUUUAGUCGACCUCAGAGCAAAGGACCCGGACACAGCCAGGAAACAGAGCGUUAGUUAUAAAUUGCACAAUGACACUGCACGGCUGCUGAGUAUUGAUAAAGACACAGGAUCAGUCACAGUUAAGAGCAGCAUGGACAGAGAAUCACAUCAUAUCAAAGACAGCAAAUAUACAGUAAUAGUUCUGUCAUAUGAUGAUGAUACAAUCCCAGCUACAGGCACAGGCACUCUGGUUGUGACUUUAUUGGAUGUGAAUGACCAUCGUCCAGUCAUCAGGCAGAGGAAGGUCAGCUUAUGCAACAGUGACCCCUCCCCUGCCCUGCUUGAUAUCACAGACCUGGAUGGACCAGACCAUGCAGGACCGUUUACUGUUGAGCUUCUGGGAGAGCACAUGAUCAACUGGACUGUUAGCACCAAUGCCACAAGCAACGUGGCAGCUCUUGCUCCCAAGCGAGAGUUGUUACCCGGGGACUACUCUGUGCUGAUGCGCAUCUAUGAUGCCGGCAUGCUUUACCAGGACAGCACACUGGUGGUGGAGGUGUGCCAAUGUCAAGGGGCUGUUUCUGCUUGCUUCAUCCCCCAUUCUGCACCUCAUCUACGCAUUCCCUCUCUAGCAACCCUGGUGCUUGGAGCAAUUUUUGGUCUUUUGCUACUGCUUCUACUGCUGCUGUUGUUGCUGAGAAGGAGGAGGUCAGAGAAGGAUGUGACUCUGCUUGAAGACAUACCCAGAGACAACAUCUUCUACUAUAAUGAGGAGGGAGGAGGUGAAGACGACCAGGCGUAUGACCUGAGCCAGCUCUACAGAGGGCUUGAUAACCGUCCUGAAGUCUUCAGCACUGAUGUAUUUCCAACUGUUCAAAGCCGGCCGUCCUAUCGCCUACAACCCCAAGCCAAUGAAGAGAUUGGGAAAUUCAUUGAAGAUAACCUACAUGCUGCAGACGGGGACCCCACAGCUCCUCCGUAUGACUCUCUUCUCGUGUUUGACUACGAGGGUGUCGGCUCAAUGGCGAGCUCACUCAGCUCCAUCAACUCUUCCGACUCAGAUGAAGAGCAGGACUUUCAGAGCCUCUCACACUGGGGGCCACGUUUCAGCAGGUUGGCUGACCUGUACACAAGCAGGAUAGAGGAGGAUGAUGACUCAGAAAUACUGCCUGGAAAAACAGAAUGGGUUUAAAAUCUUUGUGGAUUUCUGGAUCUUACAAUCUUAUUUUUUUCUACUAAAGGUGCUCGUAAGUCUUUGUAAUCUAUUUUUUGCUGCCGUCUGUGCUUUAUUCAGACUUGGUUGUGUCCUGACAUGAAAGACUCUAAUGCACUGUGUACAUGUGGAUUGUUUCUGUUGUUAGGACCUAGUUUUUCAAGAAGAUCAACCUGAAUUAGAGUGAUUUAUACUUGGAACAUCCCCCCAGCAUCAAGUAACACAUCUUACUUUCGUCCUAGUCCUUCAAAGAAAAUCUGUACUGAAUUAAUUUUACUCAGACAUGGGCUUUAUAGAAAUAUGAAUACUGCCAGACCUCUAGCGGAGCUGCUUAUGUCAAACAAAAAUGAAAUAUCCUGACAGUUGCCUAUCUAAUAUUUUAUUUGAUAUUGAGAACUUUUUGAUGAAAAAUUCUAAAGAAAAAAAAAUCAUAACCUUAAUUUUUUCAGGAACAGUUUUGUAAUACAUUUAACCAUUUUAUUGUACAGUUUUAUUUGGCGGAGAAGGUUCUGCUCAGAAGAUGCACCCUGGGUUAUUUAAGCAGCAUGCUUUGACUUUACAGAGAGCGCUUAGCUAGAGACCCCCACAUAGAUAGAUACAUUUAUGACAAUGCGUAUUGAAUACAAUAAAAUUAGUUCAAAAGUAAUUAAUUCAUAG